Molecule: messenger RNA, 691 nt
Organism: Coffea eugenioides
Lineage: Eukaryota; Viridiplantae; Streptophyta; Magnoliopsida; Gentianales; Rubiaceae
Product: protein TAP1-like
Exons: 2
Coding region: 74-460 (128 amino acids)
Source: RefSeq, a predicted model, not a curated record
UGCCAAUUCCAACAAAGGUCAGAAAUCAUACACUACUCCAGGAUUACGUACCAAGACCAAGAAAAAGAAAAUCAUGGAGGGAACCGGAAAACAUGCAGUAACUGUGAUGGUGAUGAUGAUGGCUUUGUUGUUAUGGGGCUGCUUGAUGAUGAUGAGCGGAGCCGAAGCACAUAUAGAAAAAGGAGGCUGCUUAGAAGGUUGCUUGGAGGGUUGCAAACACAGUGGUAUCAGUCCUUUGAGGUGCUUCAAGUAUUGCGAAAAGCACUGUGGUUCUCUCUCUCCAUCUUUUGCUGCCGGCGGCCAGAAGCAGCAGCCACCACCACCACCCCCAGCUGGCCACCAUUAUUGCAACCUUGGAUGCAUGUUCGAGAAAUGCUCCAAAUUCCACGAUGACGAAGCCAAGGAAGAAGCCUGUGCAUUAGACUGCAAAAACCAUGUCUGCAAGCCCGCAAAUUCUUGAUUACGAGUGUUUCAAAGUACCCUACAGACGCAUCACUCAUUAUUGAUGGAAGAGCUGGAACUCAAUCAGUUCAUAAGAUAUAUAUAUAUAUUCCCUUUAUAUGUUCCCAAGACGAUCCAUUUAUGUGAUGAAUAAGAGCCAAUUCAGUUGGUGUGACAUCAGUUUCUUUAUUUCGAUCGGCACUUCUCUCUCUAAAAUAUUGCUACAGAAGUUCUGAGAACUCCAUAAAUU